AUGAUUAAGUACUUAAUUACUAAUAUCACUACACAACAAAUAUCAAAUCUUAUAAAUCAAUUACACAUUGAAGAUGAGAUAAUAACAGUAAUAAGCAACAAUAGACCAGAUCAAUUAUUAUUACACCUACAAAAUGCAGAUUUAUCUAAAAUAAAUUAUGAAUAUAUGAUAAACGUAAAUGAAAUACUAAAUUAUAAAAUUACAUCACGUAUACUAAUAAUUGAGAAUUUAAAUAAAUUUUUUAAUAUUAGCUCAAAUAUUUUAAUUGGUGACAAUAAAUUGAAUCAAGCAAUUGUUGAAAUAUUUAAAAAAUUUAGAGAUUUAUCUAUUGAUGGCACUGAAAGUUCUACAAAUGUGGUGAGUCAAGAUAAUGAUAAUGAUGAUGAAAAUACCACAAAUGACAAUCAUACUACCAAUAUUAAUGAUAAUGAUGAUAACGAAAGACUCAAUAAUCAAUCCACUGGCUCAAUUGAUAAAGAACUUGAAGUUUAUAUUGUCGAUAAUAAGAAGCUUAAAUUUAUAGAAAUAAUGAGUGAUGAGGUAUUGACGAAUUGA
Lodderomyces jiufengensis is the source of this 555-nucleotide messenger RNA. RefSeq lists its product as uncharacterized. The coding region runs from base 1 to 555 and encodes 184 amino acids. Lineage: Eukaryota; Fungi; Ascomycota; Pichiomycetes; Serinales; Debaryomycetaceae. The transcript has a single exon. The record is from RefSeq and is a predicted model, not a curated record.